Molecule: messenger RNA, 255 nt
Organism: Polychytrium aggregatum
Lineage: Eukaryota; Fungi; Chytridiomycota; Chytridiomycetes; Polychytriales
Product: acylphosphatase domain-containing protein
Exons: 4
Coding region: 1-255 (84 amino acids)
Molecular function (GO): acylphosphatase activity
Source: RefSeq, a predicted model, not a curated record
AUGAUCUCCAACAGCGACAUUCUCGUUCGCGUACAGUUUGAAGUCUUUGGCAAGGUCCAGGGUGUCUUCUUCCGAAAGUUUACACACGGCAAGGCCAUUGAGCUCGGCCUGGUUGGUUCCGAGACCAAGGUCGCCAUUUUCAAAGAAUGGGUCUCCAAAACCGGGUCUCCAAGAUCCAGAAUCACAAAGUGCGAGUUUUCGGGCGAAGAGAUUAUCCCGACCUUGUCCUUCAGCACUUUUGAAAUUCGAAAGUAG